CUCUCUCUCUCUCUCUCUCUCUCUCUCUCUUUCAAUCUCGAUAGUUCUCUCUCUUGCCUCGUCCUCCAACACCAAUCAACAAAACGUGAGGGAGAGACAAAAGAGACUCAGAUGGCCGACCAGCAACUAGGAGUGCUAAAAGCACUCGAUGUUGCGAAGACGCAACUUUAUCAUUUCACGGCGAUUGUCAUUGCCGGUAUGGGUUUCUUUACGGAUGCCUAUGAUCUUUUUUGUGUGUCCUUGGUGACGAAGCUCCUAGGACGCCUCUACUACUUCAAUCCGGAGUCAGCAAAGCCUGGCUCCCUUCCCCCUCAUGUUGCAGCAGCAGUCAAUGGUGUGGCCCUCUGUGGGACUCUUGCUGGUCAGCUCUUCUUCGGAUGGCUUGGUGACAAGCUAGGAAGGAAAAAGGUCUACGGUCUCACUUUGAUCAUGAUGAUCGUGUGUUCUAUUGCUUCCGGUCUCUCCUUUGGAAACCAAGCCAAGGGUGUCAUGACCACUCUUUGCUUUUUCAGGUUUUGGCUCGGGUUUGGCAUUGGAGGUGACUACCCUCUUUCAGCCACCAUCAUGUCUGAAUAUGCUAACAAGAAGACUCGUGGGGCUUUCAUCGCUGCCGUCUUUGCUAUGCAAGGUGUCGGUAUCUUGGCUGGUGGUUUUGUGGCUCUUGCAGUCUCUUCCAUUUUCGACAAACAGUUUCCAUCGCCGACCUAUGACCAAGACAGGGUUCUCUCAACGCCUCCGGAAGCUGAUUACAUUUGGCGUAUCAUUGUCAUGUUUGGCGCUAUACCUGCGGCCAUGACCUUCUAUUGGCGUAUGAAGAUGCCUGAAACCGCUCGUUACACUGCUUUAGUUGCCAAGGACAUUAAACAAGCAACAAAAGACAUGUCCAAAGUCUUACAAGUAGAGCUUGAAGUUGAAGAAAGGGCGGAGGACCCAAAACUGAACUAUGGAUUGUUCUCCAAGGAAUUCCUUAGGCGCCACGGGCUUCCACUCCUUGGGUGUACCUCAACUUGGUUCUUGCUUGACAUUGCUUUCUACAGCCAAAAUUUGUUCCAAAAGGAUAUUUUUUCGGCCAUUGGAUGGAUUCCAAAGGCAGGCACCAUGAAUGCUGUUCAUGAGGUUUUCAAGAUCGCUAGGGCUCAGACUCUCAUCGCGCUUUGCAGUACUGUCCCAGGGUACUGGUUCACCGUGGCUUUUAUUGAUAUCAUGGGAAGGUUUGCAAUCCAGCUAAUGGGAUUCUUCUUCAUGACGGUAUUUAUGUUUGCCAUUGCCUUCCCUUACAACCACUGGAUCAAACCAGACAACCGUAUUGGAUUCGUGAUUAUGUACUCCCUCACCUUUUUCUUCGCUAACUUUGGACCAAAUGCAACCACUUUCAUUGUCCCUGCUGAGAUCUUCCCAGCUAGAUUAAGGUCCACAUGCCACGGAAUAUCAGCUGCGACAGGUAAGGCUGGAGCCAUUGUUGGAGCCUUCGGGUUCCUAUAUGCGGCUCAAUCACAGGAUCCAGCCAAGACAGACGCAGGAUACCCACCGGGUAUUGGAGUCAAGAACUCAUUGAUCAUGCUUGGUGUUAUCAACUUUAUUGGUAUGCUCUUCACAUUCCUUGUCCCUGAGCCAAAGGGCAAGUCCCUUGAAGAACUCUCCGGUGAAGCUGAGGUUGAGAAAUGAUUACUCCGUCAUAUUGUUAAUAUAUAUUUGUUAUUCGUUUUGUCAUUUUGAUUUUUCAUUUUUUUUUUUUUUUGUGAUAUGAUAUUGUGCACCUCUACGUUUGCUUUUUGAUUUUUCUUAGUAUGUAAGUGUAACCAUUGACCCGUUUUCAAAGAACUACUAAGAAGCAAAUUCAUGUUAUGUUUUGUACGGUAAAACAAGUCUUCGCCUCUUAACAACGGCACAUGUAAUAUAAAUGAAAAUAUUUUUAUUUUAA
Molecule: messenger RNA, 1921 nt
Organism: Camelina sativa (false flax)
Lineage: Eukaryota; Viridiplantae; Streptophyta; Magnoliopsida; Brassicales; Brassicaceae
Product: putative inorganic phosphate transporter 1-3
Biological process (GO): transmembrane transport; phosphate ion transport
Cellular component (GO): membrane
Molecular function (GO): phosphate transmembrane transporter activity
Source: RefSeq, a predicted model, not a curated record